Messenger RNA from Drosophila willistoni, 2074 nucleotides. RefSeq names its product xenotropic and polytropic retrovirus receptor 1. Gene Ontology annotation, cellular component: plasma membrane; cytoplasm; Golgi apparatus. Gene Ontology annotation, biological process: cellular response to phosphate starvation; phosphate ion transport. Bases 70 to 2034 code for a protein of 654 amino acids. Gene Ontology annotation, molecular function: inositol hexakisphosphate binding. NCBI's taxonomy places the organism in Eukaryota, Metazoa, Arthropoda, Insecta, Diptera, Drosophilidae. The transcript has 5 exons. The record is from RefSeq and is a predicted model, not a curated record.
AGAAAAUAAAUUUUAUAUACCUUUUCAACACUGCUCAAUAUUUUGAUACAAUAAAAUAAACAUAAUAUAAUGAAAUUUGGCAAAACCUUUGAGACACUUUUAACAGCAGAAUGGCGUCAGCAAUAUAUGAACUAUGCGGAACUCAAAGCAAUGAUCCGUCGCGCUAGAGAUCGGGCACCCAAUCCUAGUAAUGCAUCCAAUCAACAAAUAGCCAACUAUUAUAGGGAUUGUGAAGAUGAAUUCUUUAAAGUCUGCGACGAGGAGUUGGAACGGGUUAAUUUCUUUUUCGAUGAGAAAUUGGCGGAGGCACGACGUAAAUAUGCCACCUUGAUGAUACAAAUGACAUCCCAUCAUCAGCCAAGAGAUCGUGAGUCUGGCACUUCCAUAUAUCCAAGUAUGCACGAUGUGCCACAUAGUCGUGGGGACUUGAAAAGAUUGCGUCUGGCAUCGAGUGAAUUCUAUCUGAGUUUAAUCAUACUCCAAAACUAUCAAAGUCUUAAUCUAACUGGGUUUCGUAAGAUAUGCAAGAAAUAUGAUAAACAUCUAAAAUCCAUAGCGGGUAAUAAAUGGUUUCAAACGUAUGCCCUCAAUGCUCCCUUCACCGAGGAUUAUGAACUGCGACGUUUGAUUGUGGGCAUGGAGGAUCUUUAUACGCAACAUUUGGCCAACGGAGAUCGCUCCAAGGCUAUGCAACAGUUGCGUGUGCCACCCUUGGGCCAUAAGACACCAUCAACAAUAAUAUUUUGUGCUGGCUUAUUUCUAGGACUCUUCAUUGUGUCAUCCAUAAUAUGUGUGAUAUCGUAUUUUUCUUUUUAUGACCAACAGGAAUUAUUGUCAUCAUUUGUUAGAAUCUAUCGUGGUCCAUUUAGUUGGAUUAUGUAUUGUUUCUUUAUUUCAAUUAAUGUGUAUAUUUGGCAAAAAUGUGGCAUCAAUCAUGUCCUGAUCUUUGAAAUGAAUCCCCGUAAUCAUAUACAGCCAGCCUCAUAUCUGACAGUAGCCAGUAGCAUGGGUUACUUAUGCACCCUGAGCAUGUUGGUCUAUCUACAUCACAAAGAGUUCGGCAUAGAUGAUCCUCAGCUCUUUCCCUUGACUUUUAUAGUUUUGGCCACAGCCUUAUUUUUCAAUCCCAUACAUAUUUGGAAUUAUCCUGCACGAAUAUGGUUUCUAGGCAUUCUGGGUAGAGUUUUAUUAGCUCCUUUCUUCUAUGUUCGAUUCUCGGACUUUUGGCUGGCCGAUCAAUUGAUAUCAUUGGUCUAUUGUUUGGUGGAUCAUUAUCAAUUGGGUCGUUUCUAUGUUCGUUAUUAUAGCAAACGGGAAGAUGCUUUUGAUUUUGAACCCGACUAUGUUGUGGCUGUCAUCCGAUGUCUGCCUGCUUGGUUUCGCAUGGCUCAGAGUCUGAGACGUUACUGGGAAGGUACAUCCAAGUCUCCCAUUUAUUUAUUGAAUACCCUGAAAUAUUUCACUAUCAUUGUAGUCGUUGUCUUUUCUACCAUUCAAAUGGAGACAAAUGCCGGCUAUGAGAACAUAUUUGAAAAUCCUUGGGUUUGGGGCUAUAUUACAAGUGCCACACUUUCGAAUAUAUAUCAAGCAAUUUGGGAUUUAAUAAGAGAUUUUGGUUUAUUCAAAGUCUGGCAUGGUGAAAAUAUAUUUCUACGCGAAACUUUAAUCUACCCAAAGUGGUUCUAUUAUUUUGCCAUUUGGGCAAACACACUACUCCGAUUCGUAUGGGUCUUGGAAGUCUAUUUGGCCUAUCACGAAAUUCUUUCACCCUAUGAUUGUAACACAUUGUCUGGUUUUUGUGAAAUUACAAGACGUUUCAUUUGGAAUAUAUUGCGCUUGGAAUAUGAACAUUUGUAUAAUUGUGGCAGAUUUCGCGCCACACGAGAUAUACACAUGAUGGCCCUAAAUGCCCGGCAAGAGGAAAUGUUGGAACGUUUGAUGGAUGCGCCGGAUAAUGAUAUGCAAAAGAAUAGACGGCACAAGCAAAUUAAUGCUGAUGCACAGCCCCCAAAAAUAAAUAAAAUUUAUUUCUAAAACUUUUUUCAAAUACAAUCUCAUUGAUAUUUCCAUCAUA